CUCCUGCUGGUGGAUUCGGGGCGAAGCCCAGUGCGUAGAGAGGGGGCGGGGUUUAAUCCUGACUCCGCCCCUAGCGCGGUGUCGAACAGAGAGAGUGAGACGGGCAGUGAGACGGUAGAGAACCGACACCGGCACCAGAAGGAGCACUGCACACGCGCACACCGCAGGAGCACUCACUCACGCGCGCACCGGGGGAUGACGGGUUGAGGGAUUAUGCUCGGUGCCGGAGCGGGGUGCUCGCGCUGCGCAGUAGGGCAGGUGUGUUACCUGUGGCGGGCUUCCCGCUGUCUUCUUCCGGCUGCGAUCAGAGCCCCGCCGCGCGAGCGCCGCUUUAUUCCCGGGUAAAGGUGCGGCUCGGGUUCGGGCAGCAGGAGCAGGAGGAGCAGGAGGAGCAGGAGGAGGACGGAUACCGCCUCCGUCAAUACCGACAGUACAGGCGGGAGACAAUCGGGCCUGUGUUCGUCACAUAAACAGCCUUUAUUACAGUGCCUCUGACGCAGCGCGGAACCGGACCCAGCAGGAACCGAACCGGACCGCGGCCAUGGCGGUGUCACAGCCGGACCCCGAGGACCAUCAUCCCCCUCCUCGUCCCCCUCCUGCGCCUGAGAACGGCUUCGUGACCCCAGAAGCUCCGUCUCCAGGGCUGAUGUUGUCGCGCGUGGACGGCUGCGUCCUUCCUUUCCUGGGCGGGUUCGGCCGGUACCAGAAGCAGCUCGUGGUGCUCACGUGGAUCCCGGCUCUGUUCAUCGGCUUCAGUCAGUUCUCUGACAACUUCCUGCUUGCGCAGCCGAACAGCACGUGCCUGUGGCCCAUCACCGGCACCAAGGCGACCGGGCACGAGACCACCACCGCCGUGACCCCCGUCAUGACCUCCGCUCCGGGUUCCGCUGACGCGCGUCACAGCGGCGCGCGAGACCCCGAGUACUGCGAGUGCAGCAACGAGACCUGGACGCACGAGCUUCUGUCAGGACUCUCACAAAAUGUGGUGACGAAGUGGAAUCUGGUAUGUGAUUCUGCGUGGAAGGUGCAAAUCGCUAAGUUCUCCGUGGUGGUUGGCUCCAUAUUUGGAUACCUGAUUCUCGGAGUGCUGGCUGAUUGGUUUGGGCGUCACGCGGUAUUGGUGGUGUCAGUGUUCUUCACACUCGUGUUUGGCCUGUCUGUGGCCUUUUCCAUUAAUGUCACCAUGUUCAGCACACUCCGCUUCUUUGAGGGCUUCUGGCUUGCUGGAAUCACACUCUCCCUCUAUGUCCUAAGAAUCGAGCUGUGCCUGCCCGGCUGGCGUUUCUCCAUGACAAUGGUUGCUACCUUUGUGAUGUUAGCAGGGCAGUUGUUAAUGCCGGGGCUUGCUGUCGUGUGCUCUGAUUGGAAGAUCCUGCAAGUCGUCAUCAUCUGCCCCCUGUCACUAAUGCUGUCAUACAUAUGGUUAUUUCCAGAGUCUCUGCGCUGGCUGUUAGCGACACAGCAGUACACUCGCUCCAAAUGGCUUAUUGAGUGUAUCGCUAAGAAGAACAGCGCAAUUGUGGGCACACACGAGCUCAUCACAGAGCUGAACAGGGUUUUGGAGAAGCCACCAAAGAAGACAUGUAUAGUGAAGAUGGUGGGCACAAGAAACCUGUGGAAGAACAUUGUGGUCCUGUGUGUCAACUCGUUAACUGGUUAUGGGAUCCAUCACUGUUUUGCUCGCAGUAUGAUGGAUAAUGAUCGUGUCACCAUGUUUCGUAACUUCUAUGCUGAAUAUUAUACGAUGGCGGGAAUCACCAUGGCAACAGGCCUUGCACUGUGUCCAGCAGUGGGAAUUAUGGGACGUCGGGGGGGGUUGCUAAUGUUCAUGAUUGUCACUGCACUGGCAUCGUUACUGCAGCUGGGCCUGCUCAACUUGAUUGGAAAAUAUAGUGCCCAGCUUAAGAUUGAAACAGACACCCAGUCAGCCUUCCACGCGGCAUUCUCCAUCAUUGGCAUGUUCUCCUCGCAGGCUGUCACUAUGCUGAGCAUCUUUUUCUGUGCAGAGAUCCUCCCCACUGUGAUCAGGGGAGGAGGUCUGGGUUUGGUGUUUGCGAGCGCUGGGUUUGGGAUGCUGACGGAACCCAUCAUGGAGCUGCACAAUCAGAAAGGCUACUUCCUGCACCAUGUGAUCUUCGCCUGCUGCACACUCAUUUGCAUCAUCUGCAUCCUACUGCUCCCCGAGUCGCGCCACCAACCCCUCCCAGAGUCUCUGUCCGAGGGCGAGGGCUACACCCGCCACCCCCUUCUGCCCCCCCAAAAGAAACGUGCUGAACAACUUCACCUGCUACCUGUCCCUCGCGGCCGGGACCAUGCAAAUGAUGAGCAAGCCAGCAACCGUGCUAACGACUACUCCAAUGUUAGAGGCACGCCUCUGCGAGAGGUGGCCGUGUCCACUGUUGAGUCCACUGCCUCAUCCACCAUCGCCCUUGAUGAUGAACCUGGUGAAGACCCUGGUGAUGAACUUGAUGCUGUAAGACUUAGUCUCAGGCAUCUUAACAACUCGAUACCUACAGCAACGGAUUCACUUCCUGAUCUCAUUGUCAAUGCCCCGAAACCUUAUGCCUCAGAAACCCCACCCGCUCUUCAAAGUAGCCCCUCCCCAGUCACUCUAGAUAGUGAAACCCCACCCAAAACGGAUGAUGAUGUCACCAAGUCUCCAGUAGGUGCAUCUGUGGAUCUUCCUGAACUUGUAGCCCCACCCAUUACAAAUGUAGCUCCACCCACACUUUCAUUCUGUCCCCCUCCAUCCUCUUCCUCUCCUAUAGACUCUGAUCCUCUGUGGUCCCUGCCCCCUCAGUCAGGCUCCACCCCUUCAGAGCCUCCUUCACCAGCCAUUUUAGAUGAAACUGUGAUACGGUCAUUACCUCUGACUGUGACAGAUCCAGUCCCCCGCUCUAAAGUGGACUCAACCAUGUCCUCUCCCAUAGAUUCAGCCGUGGACUGUACCAUCAGCACUGCUAAUGGGGGAGCGUCAUCCUGACAGGCAUCAACAUGGUGGGAAUGUUUCUCAAAUCCUUUGUCUUUGGCUGCUUCCCAUGAGCUGCUGCAAAGGAAUUUAUGGACAUAAACAAAAGAGAGGAGCUUGACACCACAUGGGUGCUUUAAAGGGUGCUGACCAGAAGAAAAGCAUGUCAAUCUAAAUCACCAUGAAUAACACUGGAAUCACUGCUGCUGAGCGACUGUGAAGUGACAAACUCUGAGUAGUGAAACUUUAACAUUUUACUGACUAAUUCAGAGAAAUGGCAAAUGUGGAAAUGGCCACAACAAAAUUCACUGGAAACUAGUUUUAGUGUACUUUUUAUUCCUGUGGUUUGUAAAAAAAAAAAUGUGCUAAAUGAAACCUGCCCAAAAGGGAUUUUUUUUCAUUAGCCAACACAGUCACUAAACUGUGUGUGUGUGUGUGUGUGUGUGUGUGUGUGUGUGUGUGUGUGUGUGUGUGUGUGAACCAUCAAACCUGAUUUUAAUUCCUAUCUACUAAACCCUCAAGAGUAAACCACUGAGCCCCAAUCACUAAACCCUCAGGAGUGAAUCACUGAGCUCCAAUUACUAAACCCUCAAGAGUAAAUAACUGAACCCUAAUCACUAAACCCCAAGAGUGAAUGACUGAGCCUGAGUCACUAAACCCUCAGGAGUGAAUCACUGAGCCCUAGUCACUAAACCCCCAAGAGUAAAUUACUGAGCCCUAGUCACUAAACCCCCAAGAGUUAAUCACUGACCCCCGUCACUAUACCAUCAAGAGUGAAUACUGAGCCCUAAUCACUAAACCCUCUGGAGCGAAUAACUGAGCCAUAGUCACUAAACCCCCAAGAGUAAAUCACUGAGCCCCAGUCACUGUACCAUUAAGAGUGAAUCACUGAGCCCUAAUCACUAAACCCUCAGGAGUGAAUAACUGAGCCAUAGUCACUAAACCCCAAUAGUAAAUCACUGAUCCCUAGUCACUAAACCCCCAAGAGUAAAUAAUUGACACCUAAUCACUAAACCCCCAAGAGUAAAUCACUGAGCCCUACUCACUAAACCCUCACGAGUUAAUCACUGAGCCCUAAUCACUAAACACUCGAGUGAAUCACUGAGCCCCAGUCACUAUACCAUCAAGAGUGAAUCAUUGAGCCCUAGUCACUAAACCCCAAGAGUAAAUCACUGAGCCCUAGUCACUACACCCUCAAUAGUAAAUAAUUGACACCUAGUCACUAAACCCCCAAGAGUAAAUCACUGAGCCCUAGUCACUACACCCUCAAUAGUAAAUAAUUGACACCUAAUCACUAAACCCCCAAGAGUAAAUCACUGAGCCCUAAUCACUAAACACUCGAGUGAAUCACUGAGCCCCAGUCACUAUACCAUCAAGAGUGAAUCACUGAGCCCUAAUCACUAAACCCUCAGGAGUGAAUCACUGAGCCAUAGCAUUAAACUGUGGUCUCACAUCUGUAACUUAAUUCCCUAAGACUGACUGACAAACCCCUAACUCUGAACCCUAACCGUACUCCUCUUUUUAGGGAGGUGGGGCACCUUAGUGGAAUAGGACAAAGCCUUGCUGCUUAGGUGACCUGUUGAGUGAAUGAGCUUUUGGGUACAUACCCACACUACUGAUGAAGGGAUAGUGAGUACUGGAACAAAGUCCUAAACCCUGACCCCUAAACACUUCGUUGAAAAGGGAUGGAUGGUGUAAUAACAUAGACUGAGACUCCUAAUACAGGUCAAAGGUCAAAGCCUAGAGAGAGAGAGUGUGUGUGUGUGUGUGUGUGUGUGUGUGUGUGUGUGGUGUCAGGAUGUUUCUGUCGAUGUAUCUGUAUCACCAUGGCAACAGAGCAUGUAAACAUGAUGUUGCAGAAGCUCAAGUGAACUAAUGUGAACACACGUGAUGAUGCACGACAGGUGUGGAGUGGCUUUAGAUGGAUUUUUUUUUUUAAGAAUGUGUAAAUAUAAACACACAAUGGGCGUGGCUACUGAGGAAGCAAUAAUGUAUUUAUUUACUGACAUUUUAUUGUUAUGUGAAAUGUUUAUUUUAUCUUUUAUAUGAAUGAACAUUGGCACACAGAUGGGAUUCACCUCAGAAACAUUAUAAAAUACUAAUAUUAAUAUUUAUAGUAAUUAACGUAUUUUUCCAGACUAUAAGGUUUUAAAUGAAGUCGCAUGUACAUUAUGUUUAACUCAGAUGUGACUUUAAUUAGCUUUAACUAUCUUCCUAUCAAACUUGGCUUCUUAUUUUAAGAACACAAAUAUUUCACCCAUUAUUAGCUAGCAUGGUACCAAACUGUCUAAUAUUAAUCUAGAGAGUAUUUUAUGAGUAUUUUAAGUUUUAAAAGAUGGUCGUGAUGUCACUUGAAGCUCAUUUUGACCCAGAGAAUAAUUUUAUUCAGAUAUUCAAAUGACUUUUCUAAAAAAAGAAACAUUUAUAUUGAUGCUUUUUAUUCCACACUUUCUCUCCAAUUUGUUCUCAUGCUAAUUCCCACCAGCUCACCUCUGUCACAUGAGGGCGACCAGCCAUUGGGGUGAAGGUGAACACAUGCUUCCUCUAAGACACAUGAAGCCAGCCAUAUGCAUCUUCUCCAACUGCUGGGCAGCACAACACACUCCGAGGGAAAUGCCUUCUGCCUUCUUCCACAUUCAUGAGCUCACAGAUGCCAUGAUUGGCUCGUGUUGCUGUGAUUGACAGGGGAGAGAGCACAUGCCCCUCCUACCCAGACAGCAUGGACCAUGUUACUCAUUUGGCUUCUGGCCACAGAUGCCUGUGGCAUUGUCAGUAUUCAAGCUUGUGAUAUUGAUGUUCUUUUUCUUUUCUUUUAAAAAAAUUAGACACACUUAUAGUCAGGAAAAAUACGCUAAUUUGGAAUGAUUUUGGAUUUAUUGCAUUUCACUGAAGAGCAGGAAGUGCAAAAUGUAUUUUUAACUAUAGUUUGAUUUGCUAAAAUACUCUGAGUAUUGUUUUAGCAGCAGGGCAAUGAAGUAUUGAAAAGAUAUGAUUAGCCAAUGUUUUUAGCCAUACUCGCAAAUGUGGUGGUUUUUAUUUCCCCUCAGUGCCAUGAGGACAGUGUUCAUGAGGGUCCAUGUGUCAGACAUAAUGUCAUUAAUAAAGAGUAAAAUCAUGUGAAAGAACACAGCAAACCUAA
Messenger RNA from Neoarius graeffei (lesser salmon catfish), 6107 nucleotides. RefSeq names its product solute carrier family 22 member 23 (gene slc22a23a). NCBI's taxonomy places the organism in Eukaryota, Metazoa, Chordata, Actinopteri, Siluriformes, Ariidae. Gene Ontology annotation, cellular component: membrane. The transcript is spliced from 10 exons. Gene Ontology annotation, biological process: transmembrane transport. The record is from RefSeq and is a predicted model, not a curated record. Gene Ontology annotation, molecular function: transmembrane transporter activity. The coding region runs from base 542 to 2983 and encodes 813 amino acids.